AUCUGGACAUGGAGCUGGCCUACAAUGCGUCAUCGUCGGCGGCCUCCGUCGCCUCCGCCUCUGCCUCGGCCUCCUUCGCCUUCACCAAUACCGCAAAGCUACCCAUCGAAACGGUGAAGCGGCUGAUUGCCGCCGUCUCCCGACGACCCAUGCUGUGGCUGCGCAACAAUGCCAAUGGCCAGAAGCGUAGCGACAUCACGCCCGUUUGGUUCGAGGUGGGUCAGGAUGUGAAUCUGCCAGCCGACAUCUGCCGCAUCAAGUGGGGCCACCUGAGGGACAACUUUCGCAAGGUGUACAUCCGCAAUAACCUGUCCAAUGAAACGCCCUCGUCGUGGCGCUUCUAUAACGACAUGAGGUUCAUGGAGCCCGCCGUUCAUGAGAAUAUCAUGCGGCAGACGCGGAGCAGCAGCAAAAAACAUCCACCUGGACACUGGACAGAGAAUAAUAACGUUUUGGUACCGGGCAAGUACGACGCAAUGCCCAUUGUGGCAACGGAGCCCAUUUGCGAGAUCAGCGAUAGCUACGACUCGGAGCUGCAUCAGCCUAGCUUCUCGGACAUUAGUUCGUUCUUCGAGGAUCGCGAGUGCCAUCCGCCGGACAGCAAACGAUUCAAGAUAGAGCCAAAUCAGGCGGAGGAUGAGGAGGAAGAGGAUGAUGAUGACUUCGAUGAGGAUGCUGCCUCGGAGAACCUUGAUGAGGAGCGGGGAAAACGGGCGGAGACCACAAACCCCGGGGUAUACACCAUAGAAGUGCUAGACGAUGAUGAAGAAAUGGAGCAGGAGGUUACCAAGGCCAAGAGUAACAACACCAGCCACAGCUCCAGCCUAAAGAGUGAGCCGGAGGCCAAGGUUUUUUCCAACUCCCAGUCCCCCUCCUCCGAUCUGCCCUUCAAGUACAUAAGCACGGAUGCAGCCACCAAUACGGAUCCCACAGGUGGCGAUCUUCAGGACGAGGCAGAUCGCAUGUUUCUGCUUAGUCUGAUGCCUUUCCUGCAGAGAUUGGACAACCGUCGCCGGCUGCGGGUGCGCCAGAAGCUCCAAAACGUGCUAAUCGAGGAACUGGAGUUCGGCUGACCAUACCAAUCCGGAUUCCCGGGCGAAUGUGGGAAAUGUACUUUAUAAGCCUAGCUUACAGUAUUAUAAGAACGCGACUGACUAACUCUGUGAAUCUGCCUACAUACGUAGCAUGUAAUCAGUAUUCCAGCCUGCCUUCCUUUAUACAAACACACUUUCAUGCAUACCAUAUUACAUUACAAUACUUACAUUCGUACGUUUCAAAUAGACGAUCACGCCAGUGUAA
This is a messenger RNA of Drosophila rhopaloa, 1299 nucleotides long. RefSeq names its product protein phosphatase 1 regulatory subunit 15A (gene Coop). Gene Ontology annotation, molecular function: DNA binding. NCBI's taxonomy places the organism in Eukaryota, Metazoa, Arthropoda, Insecta, Diptera, Drosophilidae. The record is from RefSeq and is a predicted model, not a curated record. Gene Ontology annotation, biological process: regulation of transcription by RNA polymerase II. The transcript has 2 exons. Gene Ontology annotation, cellular component: transcription regulator complex; nucleus. Bases 9 to 1073 code for a protein of 354 amino acids.